CUUUUCUCUACCAGUAUACAAAGCCUCCAGCACAUGUCAAAUCUCAACCAGACAGUUUCGAAAAGACCACACCAGUACACAGCAUGGAAUCAUUCACGGCAGGCGACAUCACCCACCAUAAUGGCGAGAUCACACACUACUACGAAGGCGGCUCAGCAGACGGCACACCCCUAAUCUUCAUCCACGGCUGGCCCGACAUAGCAGAAUCAUGGAAACAUCAGCUCACCCACUUCGCUGCCGGGUCGAAAUAUCGUGUCAUCGCACCCGACAUGCGCGGCUAUGGCGACUCAACAGCCCCAAACAAGAAAGAGUCCUACGCUCUCGAAGUCCUUGUCCCGGAGCUCGUCGAGUUUGUCGAAAAGCUAGGCAUUAAGAAGGCCAUAUGGGUCGCCCACGACUGGGGUUGCGGUGUCACGAAUGCGCUUGCCGCACACUACCCUGAACUCUUCAUCGCCGUGGCAAACCUCUGCGUCCCCUACCGAUCCAUAGAACUAGGCCUCGAACACCUCAAGAGUACCAUCAACCGCGACAUCUACCCCGAAAGCGAGACAGAAUGGGGGAAUUGGGAAUACCAGCGGUACUACGAAGUAAAACCUGAGGAGAGCGUCAAAGCGUUCGACGGCCACUUGGACGUCAUUACCAAGAUCUUGUAUAUGAAGGGCGAUGGUAGCAAGUGGGGUCAGCCAUCACCUACAAGCCGUGUUCUGAGAGACGGGGGCUGGUUCGGUGGACAUCCGGAGAAUCUCCCUGAUAUCCCGCUUAGCUACACGUCGUUGGACGAGCAUCUCUACGCCAGUCUACUCAAGAGUAAGAGGAAGCAUGGAUUCUUUGGUGCGAACGCGUAUUACAUGAACCACGCGGCGAAUGUGGAGUAUGCGAAGAGCGAGAAGAACGGGGGCGUGUUGGAGUUUCCGAUGCUGUUUAUUGACGCGAAGUACGAUGCCGUUUGCUCGCCUAGUGUGCAACCGAAGGUGUUGGAGGGGAUGAACCAGUGUGUGAAGAAGUUGACGUACGAGACUAUCGAGUCGUCGCAUUGGGUGCACUUGGAGAAGCCGGAGGAGGUUAAUGGGGCGUUGGAGAAAUGGUUGGGUACUUUGUGAGAUAUCCGUCGAUAGCCGGAGCUGGUACGCAAUUGAAGCGGUUUGCGUUCAGCAUAUGUGAAGUUUGUCUCUCAAUUUAUCAAAAUUCAUUCAUUGAUGAA
Alternaria rosae is the source of this 1201-nucleotide messenger RNA. RefSeq names its product Alpha/Beta hydrolase protein. The transcript has a single exon. NCBI's taxonomy places the organism in Eukaryota, Fungi, Ascomycota, Dothideomycetes, Pleosporales, Pleosporaceae. The record is from RefSeq and is a predicted model, not a curated record. Bases 84 to 1100 code for a protein of 338 amino acids. Gene Ontology annotation, molecular function: hydrolase activity.